Messenger RNA from Chelonus insularis, 3139 nucleotides. Its product is annotated as nuclear exosome regulator NRDE2. The transcript has 4 exons. The coding region runs from base 155 to 3109 and encodes 984 amino acids. Lineage: Eukaryota; Metazoa; Arthropoda; Insecta; Hymenoptera; Braconidae. Gene Ontology annotation, cellular component: catalytic step 2 spliceosome. The record is from RefSeq and is a predicted model, not a curated record. Gene Ontology annotation, biological process: regulatory ncRNA-mediated heterochromatin formation; negative regulation of RNA catabolic process.
AUUUCGUAUAACCAAUAAAUACGUAUAUAUGUUUACAAAGGUUUCUGUUCAUCAACUGUCAAUCGUGUAAUUCAACUUUAUCAACAAAUUUUUAUGACUCCACCAUAAAUAAUUGAAUACCUUGAACAAAAAAUUAUAUCUUAAAUGAAUUGAAAUGUCUCUUUUUCCUGCAUACGCAAAGGAAUUAGUUGAGAAAGUUUCAGAAACUCCACAAGUAGAAAAUGCAAUUAACGAUCAGCCAAGUACCAGUUGGCUUUCCAAUUCUAGUUUUCCAGAAUUUGUUCAUCCACCCACCAUAAAUAUCUCUUCAGAUUCAUCGGAUUCUGAUGAAAUAGAGUUUAUAACUAGAAUAAAUAAGGAAGACUCUGAUGAUAUCAUAGAAGUAUCUAGCUCAAUUGUAAAUGAAACUGACAAUAGGAAAGAACAUUUUAAGAAACGCAAAAAGUUAAAAAAAUCAAAAAAACAUGAAAAGCAUAAAAUUACAAAAAACUAUGAGUUAGUUGUUAAAGAUGUAUAUUAUGAUGAUACAUUUAGAGAUAAAGGAAACUUUAAAGUAGACACUUUAUGUUCGAGAGUUAGACCUAUAUAUAAUUUAAAACAAACUGCUCUUGGUUUGAUUGUAAAUAUGUACAAUAAAAAAGAAAUAUUUAAUCGAUAUUACGUUAAAAUAACAGAUAAGAAAAAAUCGAAAAAGCUAAAUACAAUUAUCCAAAAAACCAAAAUUAUUCAUAAUACAGAUCAUGAUGAAUUUAAUCAAAAAAUUUCAGAAGCAGCAGAAGAAAAAAUAAAAUCAAAAAUUAAAGAAUAUAAUGAAAAACUUGCUGAAGACCCACACGAUAUUGAUCUUUGGUUGGAAUAUAUUCAUUUUAAUGAUCGUGAUAAUGACUUUGAAACAUCUCACGACAAGAAUACUGAAACAAUAAAAUAUCAACGAAAAUUAGCUAUAGUAGAAAAAGCAUUAGAAAAAAAUGCACAAUCUAACGAAUUAAUAAAAGAAAAAUUAAAGUAUAUGAAUAAUCUACUACCAGCUGACCAGUAUUCAAAUGAAAUUGAAGCAAUGAUUGAAAAGGAUCCAGGAAAUAUUUUAUUAUGGCAAGAACUAAUCAGUGCAACCAGGUCUUCCGUUGCUAUGUGUACAGUACCAAAAGUGAUAAAUUUAUAUUCAAAAUGCUUCGCUUCUCUUCAUUUAUGGUCCAGAACUGAUCUCCAAGCUUAUGACGAUCGUUUACUGAAUACUCUUUAUCAUAGUUUGAUAUUUUUACGACAAGCAGGACUCUGGGAACAAAUGUGGGAAAUAAUACGUCUUAAUUUAAAUUUAAAUCUCAGCAUAAAUAAAAAUAAUCAUUACUUUAAAAAUUCUAUUGAUGAAAAAAAACUAAUUGAUAUGGAAGAAGUAAUUUUAACAUCGAAAUUACCAUUAAAUCAAUUAUGGCUUCGUGUGGAAUUGCUAAGAGAGAACUGUCAUUGGAUGAGUGUGACUCAAGAGGAGCUUGAACUUAUUGGAGAUUCACAUAGAUUUAUUUCUCCAGAGGACGUGACAGACUUUAUCCAUCCUUUGUUAAGUAGAAAAUCAAAUUUCAAAAUGGUUAUUUAUUUUCUAAUGGCUUUAAAAAUUCCAUUGUUACCAACUCGCCAUCAAACUUUACAAGAUUUAGAUAUGAAGGCAAUUAAUUGGAGUUUUGAUUCUCUUGAAUUUUUAAUUCCAUUCAUAUAUCCGUGUGCUGGUGAAAUGGCUGGUUAUGAUAAAAGAAUUGCACUUUCAAUAGGAUUACUUGAAGGAAGUAUCACAUCAGGACCUCAAUACAUUCGAUAUCAUCCAGCACAGGAAUCUUAUAUAGACUUUAUUCGAAAUGUUUUUAGUACUGUUGCAGAAAGUCUAUCAUCAGAGAAUAGAUCGAGUAUAUAUAUUUGGUGGUUACGAUUUGAAAGAAUGAUUCUAUCACUGAUAAAAAAUAGUACGGUUCGAAUUGAUAAAGGUUCUAAAAAACUGAAAGGAAUUUUGAAAGAUUUUUUACAGAAACAAGAAAAUCGAAACAACUUAUAUUAUUACCGAGAAUAUGCAUUAAUAAAACGAGAAAUGAAAAAUUUCGAUAAUUGUGUAAAUAUUUUAGAAACUGCUAUUAAAACAAAAGGAAAUAUAGUGAAAAAUGUUGUAGAUAAAAUGGAACAAGUUGCUCUUUUAAGUUUGUAUAGAACUCUUUUAGAAGUUUUACUGGACACACAGUUUUGGACAGAAUUAAAUAGGACGCGAAUAUUAGAAAUUUUCUCUCAAAUGUCAGAUGGAAAAGAUCAAAAUGAAUGUAUAAUAAAUACUGAAAAAUAUCUUUCUAAAUUUUAUAAAGAGUUAUUAGAAAGUCCUGAUCUAUCACUCUUAGAGGAAUCGUUAGAAACACUUUUCUUUCCUAAUUUUUAUUGUGACAUAGUGGUAUGUUAUGUAUAUUUUAUUUUUAUCAACAGUCAAGACUUGGAAAAAAUUUUUGAAAUUUAUGAUAAAUCUUUAACAAAACUUUCAAAUUAUCCACAUGUUCAAGAGCAAGUGUAUGAAAACCAAAUAGCAUUUUUACACUUUAUUUAUGAAAAAUCAUUGAUAAAUUUGAGUCUAUUAAGAGAGUACUUAAAUAAAGCUAUGGAAUGUUAUCCCAAUAAUUUCUACAUUCUCUCUGUUUUUGCAGGAAUUGAGAGUGAAUUACCACAUUGGAGUAUUUGUACUCGUCCUACAAAUGAUCGACUUUGGAUGAAUAUUGCUCUAUGUUUAGCAGGUCGAGCACGUCUACAAACAUCAGUUUGUAUAAAUGAUCCUAUUGCUAUGUCUGCUGCGACUAAUAAAUUGCUCCAUUUUCACAAAAGACUUUCAAAUAACGAUGAAUUACGCUGUUGUCCAAUCAUCUGGAGAUUAUAUAUGUUGCUCCUUCGAGAAAAAAACUUAUGUGAAAAAAAAGGGGAAGAAAUUUAUCAUGAAAGUGUUGCCUACUGCCCAUGGUCUAGAUGUAUUUAUAUUGAUGCUGCUGAAAUUGCUCCACAAUUGUUAACACAAAUUCAGGAUAUAAUUCGUGAAAAAAAUUUAAGAAUGCACGUGACUCCAGAAGAACUUGACAUUUUAAGAGGAUAAUUAUGGAAUAUUAUUAAUUGUUGCAUUGAU